UGAACAAGUCUCAUCCUGUUCCUUAAUCCUCUCUCUCUUUCUGUCUCUCCCUCCCUCCCUCUUUCUCUGCCCCUCUCGCUCUCUCUGUAAUGCCGCGGUUUAUCAGGAUGUGUUGUAGCAGUGUGUUUGAGAGAGUCUGAUAUAAAACACUAAGGCAGUGGUAGCAUUCAGUGCCGCUUAAGCUUUGUCCCUCUGAAAGGACUGCACCUCGAACUCUGCACGCAACAGCAAGAGAUUAGGACUGAUCGCAAAUGAUCCUUCUGAACUGAAUCUGAGCAGUCACUGAAUUAUGAGAUUGCUUCACUCUUUGUCUGGAUUAAUUCGUGUUUAAUCGUAGUUUGCUUUUCCUUCCUUUUCCUUUGUCUUCAAAUAUAAGCUUGCUCUCUGGUCAUGGGGUCUAUAAUUUCAUUUUUGCAUAGGCUGGUGAGGGGUUUCCCUGUAUUGUAAAGCGGAUGCCAGGUGGAUCUAUGGUCUCAAACGACAAAAUACCAAGCGAAGGGAAAACAGUGGAACUUUAAGAUCAAGGAGAAUGCAGGCUACGUGUUGGUUCGCUGUCCUUCUCCUUAUACCUGCCAUCUACCUGGUUACAUGCACUCAUGCUACCAGCGCAGGAAAAUCAGAACUUCUUAAAUCAGGAAGCCCUAAAUCUACAUUAAAACACAUAUGGACAGAAAGCAAUAAAGACUUGUCCAUCAGUCGACUGUUAUCACAGACUCUACAUGGCAAAGAAAAUGCCACUGCUUUGGACCUGCGGUACGAUACCCCAGAACCUUAUUCUGAGCAGGACCUCUGGGACUGGCUGAGAAACUCUACAGAACUUCAGGAACCCCGGCCCAGAGCCAAAAGAAGACCGAUUGUCAAAACAGGGAAGUUUAAGAAAAUGUUUGGCUGGGGGGAUUUUCAUUCUAACAUUAAAACUGUCAAGCUCAACCUGCUGAUAACAGGGAAGAUUGUGGAUCACGGGAAUGGGACUUUCAGCGUGUACUUUCGCCACAACUCCACCGGCCAGGGGAAUGUAUCUGUGAGCCUCGUGCCCCCGACCAAGAUUGUUGAAUUCGAUCUGGCACAGCAGACUGUCAUUGAUGCCAAAGACUCCAAGUCUUUCAACUGCCGAAUUGAGUACGAAAAGGUUGACAAGGCCACCAAGAACACACUUUGCAACUACGACCCAUCCAAAACAUGCUACCAGGAGCAGACCCAGAGCCAUGUGUCAUGGCUGUGCUCCAAGCCGUUCAAAGUGAUCUGCAUUUACAUUUCCUUUUACAGCACUGAUUACAAACUAGUGCAAAAAGUCUGCCCUGAUUACAACUACCACAGUGACACUCCUUACUUCCCAUCAGGCUGAUGGCUCCACGAUCUGCGUGCUACAAAAGUCACUCAAGAGGGCUGCUGCCCCCGGAGAAUCGACUAUUUGUACUGUCCUGAAUGUGUCCACGAUGGAAUGGCGAUGAUAGAACACGCUAUUAUUUCAAAUUCAGAAUUCCUGCCAGAAAAAAAGCAAAACAGACAAAUUGGUAGCAAGGCGUAUUGCAAGAAUGUCCAUUAUGAAUGACAGGAACACUGGGAACCGAGACUAAUUAUAUUCCCAGUAAUACAUACAGUACUGGCCUGGCCAUUAGUAACGUACAGUAUGCUUCUCAACAUAAAAUAAUCAGUGUCUCAGUUUCUCAUAUGAACAACAGUGCUAACAAUAUAACAGAAUGUGACACAUGAGAUAUAUAUUCAAAUGAAAUACACUGCAAAGUAUUUGUCUUUAUUUCUUGUUCUUAUUUGACAUGAUUCCUUUAUAUGUAGAUCUUGUAUCAUUUAUAGCUAGUGGAUGUCCCACCCUUAGAACCCUAAUUCUGCUUGUUUGAGAUGUCUAGAUAUUUCAUAAUUACUGUAUAAUUUGGGUUUUUUUUUACAAAAGCACUUAGUCAACAGCAAGGUGCUAAAUGCAAUCCUAGAGUGCACUCACUCAUGCUUUUCCUCGCGGCGCUCUCAGUGGGUUGUUGUUAUCAGUGUCCUUAAUACCACUUUCACAGAUUCAUUGAGGAUAAAGGCAGUCAUUCACUCCUGCAAGUGAAGACCUCCAGUGUAGUUCUUAUUUCUAAAAGUUUUGAUCAAAUGUGAUAACGCGAAGUAAAACAGUAUGCAUUCCGCAGAUAAGUAGACACAUUCAAGGCAUUGAGCGUGGCACCCUUUCCUGGAAAGUGCACAUCUCUUGGUGAGCAAGCCUUUUCAUUUGCCAUGUUUUAUAAACCAUUUUCCAUAUCUCAGAAACACUCUCAGGCUGCUGACAUUUUUGCUUUGAAACCCUGGCUUGACAUUUUAGAUGAUGAGAUUUUUAAUUUCGUCUUAGUUUUGAACGUGGUCAUUAUAAAAGGUUUGCUCACCUUUACUAUAUAAAUGUAAUGACUUCUAUAUCCUAGGCUUAAUUUGUAUGAAUGGUUUGUAUUGUAUAUAGUUUAUCCUGUGUUAAUUGAGCUGCUUCUGAAUAUUCUCUUGUAUCUGUCAUUUCUCCCUUUCUCUUUCCUGUUCUUUCUGCUUGUUAUUGGUUAACACUAACAAAGGAAAUGACUGACAUUUAUCAAUGUAGAUGUGGGCUCUAUGAAACAGACUUAUGUACAAAGCAGUAAAUCUGUCUAAAAAUAUAAUUAUAAAAAUAAUAGUCAUCUGUAUUAAGGCAUUUUAUUUCUGAGGGAAAAAGGAGAU
Molecule: messenger RNA, 2694 nt
Organism: Lepisosteus oculatus (spotted gar)
Lineage: Eukaryota; Metazoa; Chordata; Actinopteri; Semionotiformes; Lepisosteidae
Product: neurexophilin-1
Molecular function (GO): signaling receptor binding
Source: RefSeq, a predicted model, not a curated record